AUGAAUAAAAAUAACUCUCCAAUUUCUCGUAAUUCAUCCUUUAUUUUUCUUCUUCUUCUUCUUCUUCUUCUUCUUCUUCUUCUUCUUCUUCUUCUUCUCUACCUACUCCCCCCUCUCUCUCUCUCUACUUUCUAUGGACUCUCCUUUUUAUCUUACUCUCCCAUUCUUCCAAGUCUCUCUUCAUCCUCAUUCCUUACUCUCCAUUUCCAUUCACUCACCCUUGCUUCUUACUCUUCCUUUAUCUUAACUCCCCUUCUCCUUUUACGUCCUUCAUAUUUGGUCCCGUUCUCUCUCUCUUUUUUUUUAAUUACUCACUCUCCUGAAAUUUCUCCCCGUUCUCUAUUUCUACUUGCUCUCUCUCUCCCUCUCUCUGUUUUCCUUUCUCUCUUCAUCCUCAUUCCUUACUCUCCAUUUCCAUACACUCUCCCUUACUUUUUACUCUUCCUUUAUCUUAAAUCCCCUACACGUCCUUCAUUUUUGUUCCCGUUCUCUCUCUUUCUUUCCUUACUUAAAUACUCUCCUGAAAUUUCUCCCAGUUCUCUAUUUCUACUUACUCGCUCUUUCUCUUUACUUCAACUUUCAUCUGUUUCUCUCUCUCCUGACAUUUCUUCUAAUUUUCAAGUUGUCCUUAUUCUCCCAUUCCCAUUAUGCUUACUCUCCGUUUCUGCUGACUCUCUCUUUUCCCUCCUCUCUUUUUCUCAUUCUCUUAACUCACUCCUUCUCCCAUUUUUCUUUAUACUUCUCUCUUUUUCCUUACUCUCCCCACUCUCCUCUAAUUCCUACUCGUUUUUUUUUAUUUGCCUUUACUCUCUUUUUCUCUUAAUUCUCUUUUUCUUCUUACUUUUUUUUUCUAUUUAUUUUCUAUUUAUUCUCUCUUUCUCGACACUCUCUUUAUUUAGUCUCUUUUACAGCUUCUCUUUUUCUCUGAUUAUUUUCCUUCUCAUUAUUCUGCUCACUUUCUCUUUUUCUUUACACGCCCUUUUUUCCUUUCUCUUUCUCUUUACUCUCCCUUUUUUACUUUCUCUUUCUCUUUACUCUUCAUUUCUUCUCACUCUCCUUUCCUUUUUAAUUUCCUCUUUAUUCUCUUUCUCGGCACUGUCUUUUUACUCUCUUUUGCACUUUAUUUCCGUUGGGUUUGAAUCUUUUCCUUAUCAAUAUUUUUACUCUUCUUAUUUCUCUUUACUUUUCUGUCUUACUCUCUCUUUUCCUUACCCUUUCUUUCUCGUAACUCUCAUUUUUCUCCUAAUUUAUCUCAAUACCAUUUUGUCAACAUCCUUUUUUACCUACCCGUCUUUACUCUCCUUUUUUUAUUUUCUCUUUUAUUUACUCUUCCUUUCUCCUAACUCUCUUUUUCUUCUUCUUCUAAUUUGUAUCAAUUCAACUUUGUCUUCAUCCUCUUUUACUUAUUCAUCUUUAAUCUCCCUUCUUUAUCUCCCCUUUUCCUUACUCUUCCUUGCUCUUAACUCUCCUUUUCUUCUCCGUCUAAUUUGUAUCAAUUCCACUUUGUCUUCAUCCUAUUUUACCUACUAA
Acanthosepion pharaonis is the source of this 1530-nucleotide messenger RNA. NCBI's taxonomy places the organism in Eukaryota, Metazoa, Mollusca, Cephalopoda, Sepiida, Sepiidae. The record is from the annotation of a GenBank genome assembly.